UUGCCCUUUUAGGUUCUCAUUAAUUAAAAAAAAAAAGAAGAAGAAAAGCGUCGACAUAAAUAAUAUUCAUUCCUCUAGACACCGUUCGAUUCGAUCGACCUGCUGCUAACUGAAACCUAGAGUGGAUUGCUCCGGGAUGUCGAACGGCACGGAUCAGGCGCAACCACCGUCGGAAAAGUUGAGUCUUCCGGUGGAAUCGAGGCCGAAGAAGCGUGCGUCACCGGGGGACAACUGGGCGCCUCCUCCAGGUUGGACGACCGAAGAAAAGGUUCGAACCUCCGGUACCAAAGCUGGUUUGGUCGACAAGUUCUACUACGAACCUGUUACAAAUCGCAAGUUCCGGUCAAGGACCGAGGUGAUGUACUACUUGGAACACGGAACGCCUAAAAAGAAAAACAAGAAAUCGGUUAACAACAGUGACACCAAAUCACAACGUUCUGAAGACCGAGGAAGCUAUAAGCGGCUGACCCAAUCCAACAAAAAGGCUAACGAGCAGCCACCCCCACCCCCACCCCCAAAGCCGUUGGACUUUGAUUUUCUGAAUGUCCCCGAGAAGGUCAUUUGGACAGGGACAAACGGCUUAAAAGAAGCUUGGUGUCCUUUCAUUGGUGACUACAAGAUUCAAGAAUCUGUCAGCCAAGAUUGGGACAGAGCCUUCACUCUUCUCACCGCAAAUGCAAAUAUGUCGGUUUAGAAGAUUGGUUCACCAAAUGUAAUAACUCGCUCUAGAGAUUUAUAUCUACUUAGUAUUUACUGACCCUGGCGUGGAUUUUCCAUUCAUUUGUCUAAAGCGUGCAAUGCAGGUUAAUUUAAUACUCAGGUGAUUGUUUAGUAACCCUUUAAUUUCGGUUGUAAUCUUAGUAUUUUCUUAAGACAA
Messenger RNA from Brassica rapa (field mustard), 877 nucleotides. RefSeq names its product methyl-CpG-binding domain-containing protein 5. Gene Ontology annotation, molecular function: DNA binding. NCBI's taxonomy places the organism in Eukaryota, Viridiplantae, Streptophyta, Magnoliopsida, Brassicales, Brassicaceae. The record is from RefSeq and is a predicted model, not a curated record.